Lontra canadensis (Northern American river otter) is the source of this 3902-nucleotide messenger RNA. It is a transcript of the gene WDR44, whose product is annotated as WD repeat domain 44. The record is from RefSeq and is a predicted model, not a curated record. Gene Ontology annotation, molecular function: protein binding. NCBI's taxonomy places the organism in Eukaryota, Metazoa, Chordata, Mammalia, Carnivora, Mustelidae. The transcript has 22 exons. Bases 412 to 3258 code for a protein of 948 amino acids.
GGUGCGCGUCCGUAUUUUGCGGGCAACUGACUCUCUCAGCUGCUGUAAUUGCUGCUGCGGGAGAAAUUGGAGCUGCUGUCGUCGGCGCGCCCGCCCUCCCCCACAGAGAGCCACCGCCUCUUCUCUCGCUCUCCCUGCACACCUAUCGCCGGGAGCGGCGACUGCAACAGUCCGUGGACCUACCGCCGCCUUCUCAGGCUGCCGCUCGGCCGAUCAUUCCCGCAGCCCGGCAGCUGACGACGGCCCCUGCCCCUCGUCGGCUCCUCACUCUAGAUCGUCUCCCCGGUCCCUGUCCUCGCCCAGGACCCACCACCCCACGGUCUCGCCGGAGCGGAGGACGACGAGGAGGAGACGAAAGUCACCCUCCCUCCAGGCGGCGCCGGCCCCCUCACCCGCGGGUGUGUCCUAUAAAUGGCGUCGGAAAGCGACACCGAGGAAUUCUUUGAUGCCUCUGAAGAUGUGCACCUGGGGGGCGGCUACCCUGUGGGGUCUCCAGGAAAGGUUGGGAUUUCAACAUUAAAGGAAACUGAGAACACUGCACACCAAGUUGGAAAUGAGUCUCCUGUGCAAGAAUUCAAGCAAGAUGUGUCUAAAAAGGGUGAAGUGAUGGAGUUCGUAUCACAGAAGAUGAGAAGGGAAGAUAAGAGGAUUAUUGAAAGUAUUAUAGAGGAGAGUCAGAAAGUACUACACCUGGAAGAUGACUCCUCAGAUUCCAAAGGAAAAGGACACUCUGACCAGGCUACUGCCAGUUCUAUCGUGGCUGGAACAGAUCUUAGCAAUAUACCUGGACUAUUAGCCAUAGAUCAAGUACUACAGGAAGAUUCCAAAAAGGCAGAGAGUCAGAAAGCAACUGAAGAAACUGAAUUAAAAUCAAAAAGACGUUUUCCUUCUGAUGACACCUAUGAGAAGUCAGUAGAUGAAAUCACUAAGUUAACUGAAGUAAGUUCAACUGAGCAACAUCAUGUGCCUGAAACGGAAACAGAAGUAUUGAACAAGGAAGCCAUGGAAGUCAAAGGAAGUGAGGUUCUAGAACCUGUGUCCUCAGACUCUUCAUCUGCUAAAGAUUUUGCUGCCAUGGAAGAAGUGGCUCCCGCCAAACCCCCUAGACAGCUCACUCCAGAGCCUGACAUUGUGGCUAGCACAAAGAAGCCUGUUCCAGCGCGCCCUCCCCCUCCAGCUAACUUCCCGCCUCCAAGACCCCCACCUCCGUCUCGGCCUGCUCCACCACCAAGAAAAAAGAAAAGUGAAUUGGAGUUUGAGGCCCUUAAAACACCUGAUCUAGAUGUUCCCAAAGAGAAUAUUACAUCUGAUACUCUCCUAAGUUCGAACAUGGCUUCAGAGAAUACAGUCAAGGAUUCCCAGCCCUCUCUUGACUUGGCAAGUGCUACCAGUGGAGAUAAAGUGGUUACUGCCCAGGAAAAUGGAAAAGCACCUGAUGGGCAGACCAUAGCAGGGGAAGUGAUGGGCCCUCAGAGACCUAGGUCCAACUCCGGGAGAGAGCUUACUGAUGAGGAAAUUUUAGCCAGUGUCAUGAUUAAGAACCUGGAUACUGGAGAAGAAAUACCUUUGAGUCUCGCGGAAGAGAAACUGCCAACAGGUAUUAAUCCUCUCACUCUACACAUCAUGAGAAGGACUAAGGAAUAUGUAAGUAAUGACGCGGCACAGUCAGAUGAUGAAGAGAAGUUACAGUCUCAGACGACAGAUACUGAUGGUGGAAGGUUAAAACAGAAAACGACUCAACUAAAGAAGUUCUUAGGAAAAUCAGUAAAGAGAGCAAAGCACCUUGCAGAGGAAUAUGGUGAACGUGCUGUGAAUAAAGUUAAAAGUGUUAGAGACGAAGUGUUUCAUACUGAUCAAGAUGAUCCUUCAUCAAGUGAUGAUGAGGGAAUGCCGUAUACAAGACCAGUCAAAUUCAAAGCAGCGCAUGGUUUCAAAGGACCUUAUGAUUUUGAUCAGAUCAAAGUGGUGCAAGAUCUUAGUGGUGAGCAUAUGGGAGCUGUUUGGACCAUGAAAUUUUCUCACUGUGGCCGAUUACUUGCCUCAGCUGGACAAGACAAUGUAGUGAGAAUAUGGGCUUUAAAAAAUGCUUUUGACUAUUUCAACAAUAUGCGAAUGAAAUAUAAUACCGAAGGACGUGUAUCCCCGUCACCUUCUCAGGAAAGUCUGAAUUCAUCAAAGUCUGAUACAGAUACAGGGGUGUGCAGUGGAGCUGACGAAGACCCUGACGAUAAAAACGCACCGUUUCGGCAGCGGCCAUUUUGCAAAUAUAAAGGACAUACCGCCGAUCUCCUUGAUCUUUCGUGGUCUAAAAACUACUUCCUGCUUUCUUCUUCGAUGGAUAAAACAGUCAGGUUAUGGCACAUUUCCAGAAGAGAAUGCCUUUGCUGUUUCCAACAUAUAGAUUUUGUCACUGCCAUAGCUUUCCAUCCAAGAGAUGACAGGUAUUUUCUAAGUGGGUCAUUGGAUGGAAAGCUCCGCCUUUGGAACAUACCUGACAAAAAAGUCGCUUUGUGGAAUGAAGUAGAUGGUCAAACAAAAUUGAUCACAGCUGCAAAUUUCUGUCAGAAUGGCAAAUACGCAGUGAUUGGGACAUAUGAUGGCAGAUGUAUUUUCUAUGAUACAGAGCAUUUGAAAUACCACACACAAAUACAUGUCCGGUCUACCAGAGGACGCAACAAAGUUGGAAGAAAAAUUACUGGUAUUGAACCUCUACCUGGAGAAAAUAAGAUACUGGUAACCUCAAAUGACUCCAGAAUCAGACUAUAUGAUCUUAGAGAUUUGUCACUGUCCAUGAAGUAUAAGGGUUAUGUCAACAGUAGCAGCCAGAUCAAAGCAAGUUUCAGCCAUGAUUUUAGUUACCUCGUCAGUGGCUCAGAAGAUAAGUAUGUUUAUAUCUGGAGUACUUACCAUGACCUCAGCAAGUUUACUUCAGUCAGGAGAGACCGGAAUGAUUUUUGGGAAGGUAUUAAGGCACAUAAUGCAGUUGUUACAUCAGCCAUCUUUGCUCCAAACCCAAGUUUGAUGUUGUCUUUGGAUAUGCAAUCCGAAAAAGCAGAAGGGAAUGAAAAAAGUGAAGAUGCUGAAGUUUUAGAUACCGUGCCCUCUGCAAAGAUGAACUUCAGUCUAGCACUUCCUUCAGUUACAAGAUUUAGAAAUAUACCAAGUAUCAUGAAGACAGAUAAUACAGAAGUUCUUCUUUCUGCUGACUUCACUGGAGCAAUCAAAGUGUUUAUUAACAAAAGGAAAAAUGCACCUUAAUUUGAAAUGACAUUUAAAAUAAACAUAUCAGUAAGUUUCUGUAUGUAUCAGAACUGAAAAAAGUAGAUUAUAGUGUUUCAGGCUAACAUCCUUUUUUUUGUUGUUUAAUUUUUAUUGGAAGUUGUUCAAAUAUAAUAUAUUUUUUGAGCGGCAGUGUUAAUGACCUAUAAACCCUGGACUGAUAGACUAGACAGAAAUGUGGCUAGAAUAACAUUGCCAAACAUUAGGCUUUAUGUUUUGUUAUAUUUGUGUUUUUGUUACAUAAUUGUGAACAUGCACAGGUUUCUGCAUGAAAAUAUAUUAAUAUAUUAAUCACAUGUGUGUGCCUUUUGGUUACAUGCACUAAAUCUAACAGAGUUAAAUUAUUUCAUUGGCCCUUUUGGCCUCUUACGGUGGGGGGGGGGGGGGUCUUGUUUCUAGCUUAUAAAGUUUCUUUUGCACAAAACUUCAUUUUUCAGAAAAGUGGUAUUGACUGAGUUACUGUUUUGAAAAUGUUAUACAGGUUUUCAAUAGGUCAACAACUAUGUGUAAAUGGUUUUUAUAAAUUUCUCAAUUUGGGGACAAGAUUUUUUUUGUGUGUGGUCUAAAUUGUGAACUUAAGAUUCUUUUCUUUGUAUGUAUAUAUAUAAUUUUUCUUCUUUUCU